AUCAUCAUUGUAUCAGUUGAUCGUUAGAAACAAUGAUACGUUUUUUGAUUUUCGCCUACUUCCUACUUUUAGGCAAGUAAAAUAACUUUUAACACGAAAAGAAAUAGAGAAGGAGCGAAAGACAUUUGUUUAAUAAUACUUUAAUAUAUCUUUUAGUUAGUUGCCAAGAUGGUCUUCCCAGGAAUGCGGCUAAAAAAUAUGAGGAAUCAAUGGACAUGCCGUGCAAAGCCGUUAGAGCAAAUGCACAGUAUGAUCUCAUAUCUUGGACAUACGUUGCUAGUCAAACCAAAGUUGGUUGGAGUAUUGCCCAAAAUAUGACGAUUGCUCCUAACGCCCAAGGAAAAUUCGAAUUAACAAGUGAUCCCACUAAAUAUGAUUUAAAGAUCCUCAAAAUUGAUGAUAACACUGCUGGAACUUAUGAGUGCGCUGGUUCUCUGGGUGGCGUAGUUGUUGACGCCUUUCACGCUUUUGCUAUGUAUAUAAAGGAUUUAAAAAUAGCUGCGGACAAGACAUUGUCAGAUUAUUUGGGAACUGACAAUCAAAUAGCCUAUUGCUAUGUUGACUACGGUGGACCAUACCCUCCCACAGUUUCCGUAGAAACAAGCGGAACCGUUAUCGGAUCAUAUCAUUACGAAAAUAUUCCUGAUGAUAUGGCAAUGCAAUCGUUCACUGCUGGAGCUUGCUCAUUAAUAAAGAAAUCUGAUACCUUCACCUGUAAAGCUGAUUUCGGUGCCCCAUCCAUAGAAUUAAUACAAGACAUUACCUACGAUGUUGUGGAACCAGAUUUUAAUGCUAUUACAGUCGGAGGUACACCUCCAGAUGCUGGAAACGUACCUAGUUGGCUCACGGACAGAUGCAAAGCACUUGUCAAGCCACCAGAUUAUGAUUUAGUUCCUAAAAAUACUGCUUUGAUGACUGGAGAGUCUACAACUCUUAAAUGUAAAAGAGUCAAUGAAAAUGAUCAUGAUGAAGGCUAUUGGUCUUUUAUAACUGCUACAGACGGAUCUGGGGCAAUUAUCGCCACUAAUUUUGUAAUUCAACCAGGAUUGGAUCAAACAUUUGAAUUUGAAAGUGGAAAUUUUAAUUUGAAGUUGAAGACUAUGUCCAAACCAUUGACAGGACUAUAUCAAUGUGCCGGUCUUAAAAAUGAUCAAGUCCUUGCCGACCAUGCUUCCUUAGUUAUGAUAUUAGGCAAUCCUUCGUGUACUCAGAAAAGCCAUACAAACUUACCAUCUAAUCAAAAGAUUGGCUAUUGUUUUGGAGAUUAUUAUGGAGUAUACAAUCCAACUGUUAACUUUACUAGAGGAAGCAACGCACUUAUUUCCGCUACAUUUAAAAGAGAAGCUGCCGGGUUAAGUCCCGAUCUUUCGGUUGUUGGCGGUUGUUCAUUAAUAUUGGAUAAUCAAAAUUUCAAAUGCGAAAUGAAAUAUGGACCUCCUCCAGCUAAACAACUUGAAGAUAUUAAUUUGGAUAGAAGUGCACCCUCGAAGGUUACAUCCUGCGAGUCAGGAUCGUCAACUCCUACAGUACCAAGUUGGUUAGAAGAAGAGUGUAUAAAGCUAUUGAGAUUGGAUGUAACUACACCGGCUUCUGGACAAAAUAUAGUAGUUUAUAUUCCACUCUUAGUUGUUAGUGUAUUUCUUCGAGUUCUCUUUUAA
Messenger RNA from Dimorphilus gyrociliatus, 1658 nucleotides. The record is from the annotation of a GenBank genome assembly. NCBI's taxonomy places the organism in Eukaryota, Metazoa, Annelida, Polychaeta, Dinophilidae.